Messenger RNA from Oncorhynchus tshawytscha (Chinook salmon), 2337 nucleotides. It is a transcript of the gene ak7b, whose product is annotated as adenylate kinase 7b. The transcript is spliced from 18 exons. Gene Ontology annotation, molecular function: ATP binding; AMP kinase activity. The coding region runs from base 38 to 2164 and encodes 708 amino acids. The record is from RefSeq and is a predicted model, not a curated record. Lineage: Eukaryota; Metazoa; Chordata; Actinopteri; Salmoniformes; Salmonidae. Gene Ontology annotation, biological process: nucleobase-containing compound metabolic process. Gene Ontology annotation, cellular component: cytoplasm.
UAACGGGAGAGACGCCCAGUCAACAUCUGAGCGCAGGAUGGCUGAGGAAGAAGUUGAGAAGAUUAUUCAUCACACCAAGCGUAUUUUUAUCAACAACGUUGACUCCUAUGCCUCGAAAUGUAUCGCAAAGUUCUUGUCUGCCUGUGUAGUGGGGGCGUCCCUGGUGGAAACUGACGAGCCAGAGGUGGAGGAAGGGGAAGAGAGGCUAUCAAAAGAUGACCAUCCAAAAGUCAAAGACGGAACCUUUCAAAUUGUCGGAACUAUUGCAAACAAAAACGAAAGAAGACCAAGUUAUGUGUUGGAUGAAUAUUUUCAACUGAAAAGGGAAGAACUCCUGGAGCACCUGAUGGAGUGUGAUAUCAUAAUUUACAACAUCACUGAGGAUGCUGACCAGAUGGACGAGGCCUCUUGGGCAAUCUCAGCCCUUCAUGCUGAGAUGGCCAGGUUCAGUCAGCCAAAGAUGUUCAUCCUCAUAUCAACUGUAAUGACCUGGGCUCUCAGCAAGCCUGUCGAUGCGGAUGACCCUGAGAUUCCAUUCACUGAGGAAGACUACAGGAGAAGAAGAGCCCAUCCCAACUUCAAAGAGCAUAUCAACGUUGAAAAACAUGUGGUCAAAAUGGGCAAAACGAAAAGUUCAUUGCUCUCCACAUACGUAGUGGCCUCAGGAGUUCAGUAUGGAAUGGGAGAGCAAGUCUUCCACUUCUUCUUCAAGACAUCUUGGUUGGGAGACUUGCCCAAAGUCCCUAUCUUUGGAGAAGGCACCAAUGUCAUUCCUACUAUUCACAUCAAUGACCUUGCAGGUGUGAUCCAGAAUGUAAUUGACCACAAGCCAAAACCACAUUACUUAGUCGCUGUGGAUGAUUCCAAGAUCACUAUCGAUGACAUUGUAAAGACAAUAGCCGAUGUGGUGGGGCCAGGAAAGACCAAGAGAGUGCCAAAAGAGGAUGCUUUUCUCACUCGGGAUUUGAGACAAAUGGACAUUGAUGCUCUGUUUGUCAACCUUCGGAUUGAGGCUGUCUACCUGAAAGAGAGCUUCAACAUCCACUGGGUGUGUGAGUCUGGUCUCAUAGACAACAUUGACCGUGUUGUGGAGGAAUACAAGCAAACCAGGGGCCUGCUGCCCAUCCGAGUGUGUAUCAUGGGCCCUCCAGCGGUGGGAAAGAGCACAGUAGCAGAGAGGAUCUGUAAACACUACAAACUGCACCACAUCAGACUCAAGGAAACUAUCACUGAGACCCUUGCACACCUGGAGUCUAUCGUUAGGAUGGAGGACGGAGAGACUGAGGCAGAGGAUUCUGCCACCUCAUCAGAACUCCUGGAGACUUUGAAGGAGAACAUGGAUCAAAAUGGAGGUCGACUGGAUGACCAGUAUGUGAUCAGGAUCAUGAGAGACAAGCUGAAGUCAAAGCUGUGCAGGAACCAGGGUUUUGUCCUGGACAGCUUUCCCAAGACAUAUGAACAGGCCAAGGACCUGUUCUAUGCUGAUGAUGAUGAGCCAGAGGAUAUGAGGUCAAAGAUCCCUCCAUUCAACAAGAAGAUAAUUCCAGAGUUUGUGUUCUCCCUGGACUCCUCCGAUGCGUUCCUGAAAAACCGUGUCCUGAACCUCCCGGAGAGCCUGGUGGAGGGAACGUCCUAUUCCCAGGAGCAGUUCCUGCGCCGCCUUGCCAGGUUCCGGGAGAGCAACGUGGAGGACGAGACCGUCCUCAACUACUUUGAAGAGCUAGAUAUUCACCCGGAGCACAUUGAGAUCACCAGCAGUGACGACCAGGAGUACCUGGUGGUGACAGAGAGGAUCAUCAAGUCAGUGGGCAAGCCUAAGAACUACGGCCCCACCAGCCAGGAGCUGGAGGAGGAGGAGAGGAGGAGCGCAGACCGCCGGCUGAGAACGGAGGCCCAGAAGAGGGCUGACACAGAGAGGCGGGAGACAGAGGAGGCCCAGCAGAGAGCAGCCCGCUGGGAGGAGUGGAGUAAGUGUCUGGAGGAGGUGAAGAAGCAGGAGCAUGAUCUCCUGGAGGUCCAGGCUGUUCCCCUGAGAAACUAUCUGAUGAAGAACGUCAUGCCCACUCUCACCCAGGGCCUCAUCGAGUGCUGCAAGACCAGGCCUCAGGACCCUGUUGAUUUCCUGGCAGAAUAUCUCUUCAAGAGCAACCCCCAAGUGGAGUGAAAUGGGACUUGUCUUCAGGAUUUAUAACCUCAUAUCAGUACCAUCUACAAUGCAGAAUUGUACUCACAUCAUAUUUAAAAGUGAUUUAGUAAAAGCCUUUUCUCACAAGAAGAGUUUUUAUUUUGAUUAUAUUUAGGGGGGAUUCUUAUACAUUUACCGUAUAUUGUAGCGGU